Messenger RNA from Schistosoma mattheei, 828 nucleotides. The record is from the annotation of a GenBank genome assembly. Lineage: Eukaryota; Metazoa; Platyhelminthes; Trematoda; Strigeidida; Schistosomatidae.
AUGGAUCAAUCAUCAUCAUCAUCAUCAUCAUCAUCAUCAUCAUCAUCAUCAUCAUCAUCAUCAUCAUCAUCAUCAUCAUCAUCAUCAUCAUCAUCAUCAUCAUCAUCAUCAUCAUCAUCAUCAUCAUCAUCAUCAUCAUCAUCAUCAUCAUCAUCAUCAUCAUCAUCAUCAUCAUCAUCAUCAUCAUCAUCAUCAUCAUCAUCAUCAUCAUCAUCAUCAUCAUCAUCAUCAUCAUCAUCAUCAUCAUCAUCAUCAUCAUCAUCAUCAUCAUCAUCAUCAUCAUCAUCAUCAUCAUCAUCAUCAUCAUCAUCAUCAUCAUCAUCAUCAUCAUCAUCAUCAUCAUCAUCAUCAUCAUCAUCAUCAUCAUCAUCAUCAUCAUCAUCAUCAUCAUCAUCAUCAUCAUCAUCAUCAUCAUCAUCAUCAUCAUCAUCAUCAUCAUCAUCAUCAUCAUCAUCAUCAUCAUCAUCAUCAUCAUCAUCAUCAUCAUCAUCAUCAUCAUCAUCAUCAUCAUCAUCAUCAUCAUCAUCAUCAUCAUCAUCAUCAUCAUCAUCAUCAUCAUCAUCAUCAUCAUCAUCAUCAUCAUCAUCAUCAUCAUCAUCAUCAUCAUCAUCAUCAUCAUCAUCAUCAUCAUCAUCAUCAUCAUCAUCAUCAUCAUCAUCAUCAUCAUCAUCAUCAUCAUCAUCAUCAUCAUCAUCAUCAUCAUCAUCAUCAUCACUAUUAUCAACACAAAGCAGCGGUUCACUGAUCUUUGAUUUUAAGUCAUUCUUCAACCAGUAUCAAUUUAUAAUGAAAUCUAUUAUCAAAAGGGGUAGUGUUUUUAAAAAUUAA